Messenger RNA from Drosophila miranda, 390 nucleotides. RefSeq names its product D-3-phosphoglycerate dehydrogenase-like. The transcript has 2 exons. The record is from RefSeq and is a predicted model, not a curated record. NCBI's taxonomy places the organism in Eukaryota, Metazoa, Arthropoda, Insecta, Diptera, Drosophilidae. Gene Ontology annotation, molecular function: phosphoglycerate dehydrogenase activity; NAD binding. The coding region runs from base 1 to 390 and encodes 129 amino acids.
AUGAGAUUAAGGAAAGAGAUCGGUGUGCAAAAAUAUCUCAUCUCCACGGAGACUCUGGCCAAGUGCAAGAAGGGCGUCAAGGUCGUGAACGUGGCUCGGGGCGGCAUCAUAGAUGAGCAGGCCAUCAUCGACGCCCUUGAGAGUGGCCAAGUGGAUGGGGCCGCCUUCGACGUGUAUCCCGAGGAGCCGCCCAAGUCUGCGGUCACCAAGGCACUCAUCAGUCACCCGAAGGUGGUCGCCACGCCCCAUUUGGGAGCCAGCACAGCGGAGGCGCAAGUGCGUGUUGCCGUCGAGGUGGCAGAGCAGUUCAUCGCCCUCAAUGGCACAUCCCCGAAGUACACGAGCACCGCGGGCGUUAUCAACAAGGAGGCCCUCGCCCAUUAUCAGUAG